Pygocentrus nattereri (red-bellied piranha) is the source of this 1342-nucleotide messenger RNA. RefSeq names its product nucleic acid binding protein 1a (gene nabp1a). Lineage: Eukaryota; Metazoa; Chordata; Actinopteri; Characiformes; Serrasalmidae. The transcript is spliced from 7 exons. Gene Ontology annotation, molecular function: DNA binding. The coding region runs from base 172 to 792 and encodes 206 amino acids. Gene Ontology annotation, biological process: response to ionizing radiation; mitotic cell cycle checkpoint signaling; double-strand break repair via homologous recombination. Gene Ontology annotation, cellular component: SOSS complex. The record is from RefSeq and is a predicted model, not a curated record.
GUUGGCGUUAUUCUGAGUUUUUUUUCUUCUUUUUUUUGUAGGGAGUGAGGGUGCAACUGGCAGUAAUGUUGAAGUCUAUUUUUUUCUUAGCCAGCUAACACGUUAGCUGUACCGAAUGCUGCUUGUAGCCUUAAGCUAGCCCUUCGCUAGCCGCUCCCCUCAGACUCAGAGAUGUCGAGUGUUUCCAACGAAGCGGUGAUCUUAAUCAAAGACGUAAAGCCGGGAUCGAAAAAUCUCAAUAUCGUUUUUAUAGUUUUGGAAAUAGGUCGGGUGACCAAGACAAAGGAUGGUCAUGAAGUACGCUCCUGUAAAGUGGCCGAUAAAAGCGGCAGCAUCGCCAUCUCUGUUUGGGAUGAACUGGGCAGCCUCAUCCAGCCAGGGGAUAUUAUUCGCCUUACACGAGGUUAUGCCUCCAUUUGGAAGGGAUGCCUUACCCUGUACACUGGACGAGGUGGAGAUCUGCAGAAAAUUGGAGAGUUCUGUAUGGUAUACUCCGAGGUUCCUAAUUUCAGUGAACCAAAUCCAGAUUUGCUAGCCCAAGCCAACCAGCAGAAUAAGACGUGUAAAGAACAACAAGGAAAUUCUCCACCCAAUCAAAAUGCGGGUACUCCUGUUCAAGCAGGAAAUGGUACCCCUGUACCCCCGAACUUUGGAGCUCCAGGAAGAACAAACGGACGUGUUCCUGGCAACGGCCCCCCCCCUCCAGUGACUGUAGGGGGACCUCUGGCCCCUCCUAAACCAUCUGUCACCAUCAGCAAUGGCAGGGAUCCCCGACGUGCUUCGAAGAGAUGAGACACUGAUGCAAAACCACUGUCCUGCCCUCCCAACAGCUCCUCUGUGCACACAAAGCUUGAAUAUUUCUGCAAUGUAACUGCCAAUCAAGGGAUACAAAGUCUUGGUCAAUCUGCUGGAUGUAGACUAUGGCCUCUUAUUUCACCUAGGACUGUAUUAGCAAAAAUGGCUAAUGGUUCCUGAAGAAGUUAUGCCAAUUUUUUAAAAUAAUUUUUAUAAAUCACCCUUUUCUUUCUGUGUAGUGCAGGACUCCCUGUGUGCCCCUCUGCAUCCCUUCCCGAAUUGUUUGAAACUAUACACCCUACUUGAACACUUGAUGCACUUUCUUCAAUUAAUUUAUAGUAAACACAUUACUGUCAUGUAAUUCAGGAAUGGUUGAAACUGCUGUUUGCAAAUAGGCAGGCAGAAACUGGUGGCUGCCUUUUUUUUUUCCUCAUGGGUUUCUGCCCUUUGGCCAAAAAAGUACCAAAAGUGACUGUGUGAAAGCGGUGAUAGUUUGACACAUAGGUUUAUUUAAUUAGGAAUAAAACUAGAAAUUAACAAACUGUAA